AGCCAUGUAAAGCCUUGUCUUUUUCUUGCCCCAUCUUCUCACUUUUUAUGCCCAAUUUAAUAAUCAUAGCAGCAAUAUGAAAACUUACAAAUGUCAGUUGAUUCCUGGAGGGAGAUUCUCAUAGUUUCAGCAAUGUAUGUCAGGGAAUGUGCAAAGACAAAUAUGGGGACAAAUACGUUUGCCUCAUAUGAGAGAGAGAGGAAAAAAAGACCACAACAAAGAGUGGAAGGCCAGGAGGGAAAGGAGUCUGAUGAAUCAGAUGGACAUAACAUUGCUCAUGAUGACUUUUAUAUUUCUUUUAAUUAAACGUAGUUAUUUUUUUAAUCACACCCACAAAUAGUCAAGGGUUGAUGGUGUGAUCACUGAGUUAUUGCUACAACUUAGAGGUAGAGUUUCAGAUAGGAUUCUUCUUGUAAGUAUUCCAGCUGUGCCUCCCACCAUUUUUCUUGACCGUGAAGAGUAUACCUGCGUGUCUUUGCUUAAAGUUAAUCCAGCAAGCAUUCCCCUCUCCUUGAGGAGACAAGGAGAUGCAACGUUUGAAAAUGAGAAAAGCUUCAAGAUUUCCACCAGAAAACAAAAUCAUGGUUCCAUUACAAGCUGUUAUUUAAGAUGGAUAGCUCCUAAACCAAACAAGACUUCCAAUUAGUUUUUAAUUAAAUGCAGGUGAGAUUAAAAGCUAAACCAAUUAACCCUGUGUGUUACAAUGACAAAGACAGUGCAAGCCUCAGCAUGCAGCAUACCUGAUGCCUCAUUAGGUUUAGGUAGUUUAGUCAUGAAGAUUCUACUGAAACAGCCGUUUCUGUUUCAUUAGCUCUCAAGUGACCAAGCUGUGGGCUCUGUUAUAUUUUAUGCAUUAAUAUUUUUUAAUGGGACUAUUUUUGUUUUUGAUAAUUGUACUUUAUUUAUGACAAAUAUUCUAAAAUGUCGUUAAUUAUGGUUUUCAAUCGUUUUUAGCCUCAAGGCGUCUGGAGCAAUAAAUCUAAGCAAGAUUUCAUUUUGCUUUAUUGCUAAUCAUUUUUUUUGCAUAUUUGUCACACUUACAUGUUUGACAUCAUCAAAUACAUUUUAAUAUUAGAAAAAGACAACCCAAGCAAAUACAAAAUGAAGUGGGUUUUUUUUUAAAAUGAUGAUUUUAUUCAUUAAGGGGGAAAAGCUGUCUAAACCUACCUGAUGCUGUGUGAAAAAAGUAAUUGCCCUUGAACUUAAUAACUGCUUGUGCCAUCCUUGGCAGCAAGAACUGCGAUCAAGUGUUUGCGAUAAGUAGCAAUGAGUCUUUAACAUCACUAUGGAAAAAUUUUGGCCCACUCUUCUUUGCAGAAUUACUUUAGUUCAGCCACAUUGGAGGGUUUUCCAGCAUGAGUGGCUUGUUUAAGGUCAUGUCAAAGCCUCUCAAACACAUUUAAAUCCAGACUUUGACUAGGACACUCCAAAACCGUCUUCUUCUUCUUCUUCUUCUUCUUUUUUCUUUUCUUUUUUAAGCCAUUUUGAGUUGGUGUGUUUUGGAUCAAUUUCCUGCUGCAGAACCUGAGCUUAAGCUUCAGGACUCAAAAGGAUGGCCGGACAUUCUCCUUCAGGAUUUUCUGAUAAAGAGCAGAAUUCAUGGUUCAAUUGCAGCAAAUUGUCCACGUCCACGUAGACAUCAGAGUACUGUACGACCACUUUUGACUGUUCGUACGAUGCUCUUUUUAUGUAAUGCUGUGUUACGUCAGAUGUAACGGGAUUCAAACCUUCCAGAAGGCUCAACUUUUGUGUUGUCAGUCCACAGAAUAUUUUCCCAAAAGUCUCGAGGAUCAUCAAGAUGUUUUUCUUUGGCAAAUGUGAGACGAGCCUUUGUGAUCUCUCUGGUCAGCAGUACUUUUCUCCUUGAACUCUCCUAUGGAUGCCUUCUCUUUGUUAUUGUUGAAUCAUAAACUCUGACCUUAACUGAGGUGAGUGAGGCCUGCAAUUCUUUAGAUGCUGUUCUGGGUUCUUUCGUGACCUGCUGGAUGACUCGUCGAUGCACUCUUUGAGUAAUUUUGGUAGACCAGUCAUUCCUGGGAAGGUUCACCGCUGUUCAGUUUUCUUCAUUUGUGGCUGUCAGUGUGGUUCACUGGAGACCCAAAGCCAAAGCCUGACUGACAGUUGUGAGUCAGUGACUUUGUUUCUCAGCUGUUUCUUUAGAUCGUGGCAUGAUGUGUUGCUUUCUUUGAACCUACUUCACUUUGUCAGACUGGUUUUAGUAACUCAGCAGGUCUGGCAUUAAUCAGACUCGGGUGUAGACAGAGAAACGGAACUUAACUUUCUAAAAAUUGUGGUUAAUCAAUUAAUUUAUGAUUUUACAAAGGUGGCAGUUAAUUUUUCAUGUAGGCUCGGAUAACUUCCCCCCCUUAAUACAUUAUAAUUUAAAAAUUACUUUUUGAAUUUACUCAGGUUAUUUUUGUCUAAUAUUUAGAUUUGUUUGAUGAUCUGAAACAUGUAAAUGUGACAAAUAUGCAAAAGAUGAGGAAGUGGGACAGACGUUGUCACACUGCUGGCAAUUUUUUUUUUUGCCUCAGGCAAAAAGCAUCAUGUAUAUUAAUGUGUACAUACAGAACAAUACUGAUUCUGUUGUCUUUUUAAAAGAAAGACAGAGAUGAUACAAACACUGUCACCUUGAACACAAAGCUCUGCUGUAUAUUUACUUGAGCCACACCAUCUACUUUGCAUUCACAGCCACCUGCAGUCCAUAUCAGUACAAAAGAAGAAAUAUUAAAUAGUAAAUAAACAACACAAAAAUGUGCAGUGACUAGAACACAAACCGGAAAAUCCUCCAGGAUUUCUAUAAACAACAUAAUUAUAAUAAUAUACAAGAUAAUAUAUCGUGUUUCUAAAUCCUUUAAACCCUGAACCAUAAAAUAACUUUCCAACUUUUUGAAAAUGUAGCGUACAAUGACCCUUCUGACAAAAAAAAAAAUAUUAAUUUGAUAUAUGAGAUUAAAUUUGUAUCAUAUUUGCAACAUCGGGCAUUUUGCUUUUUAUUUUUUGUAAUUUAUUCCUUAAAAAUGUGUCGUGCAAUCUAUUUUGGGUUUUUUUGGGCUACAUUUGUAUAAUCGGUUAAUCGAUACACAGCAUUAAAGGCAGGGACGUUACUAAUUACAAAUAUUUGGCUUGAGGUUGUCGGUCCUAAAUGGAUGAUUCAGGACCUGAAGCGUUUUCAUGUUUGCUGUGUAAAAUAAGGUACGGCUGGCCCUAAAAGAGAGUUUACAGCUACUGGCCUGUCCAUGUAAUUUAUAACACUGCAGAGCCAGUAUUAUAAAUGACAUGGACAUCAUCAUCAUCGUCAUCACCACCACAUUAGCGAUUAUUCCUCAUAAUGUGCCCUACACGUACCAACCACUGCUGUUUAAAUUCGCUGUUAUAUUGCAAAGUCUAACUCGAGCAAACCCCGCGCAGAGGCUUCAAGCAGACACUAUAAUGAGAUAUAACGUUUAUAUAAAUAGCAUUCCGCUCUGUCUAAUAAUAACACGCACACAGAAUAGAUGUUAAACCGGGCGGGCGAAGGCUGAGUGACAGCAGGUCCAGCAUUAUGCAAAUUAGCGGCCAGAUUCGGACGGUGCUCGGGAUCAGCGUCUCCUUCUCCUCCCCUUCCUCCUGUCGGAGCAGCCAGUGCUUCUGUUUUACUUCCUGAGACCGCGCGACGCGAGCACGCUUUCCUGGAGCUGUUUUUGCACGCGCCCCACACACGUAUUUAAUCAACGGAGUCGCCGCGUGCGCUGCAGAGCUGGCGUUCCCCGUCUGCAUUCGUUCUACACUGAAGCACGGCCAGAAGCGCGGGUUCCACGGACAUGCGCAGCGCGCUCACAGACCCCUCCCCCCCCCGGUUCAGUUAGUUAAGCCGGCGCUGAUUCAAAGCAUCACUCACUUUAGGACGUUAGACAUGUGACACUUUAACACCUUACAGUGUGCUGUUUGCAAACUGUUGUGGCACAUGUGCAGAGGGCAGUGUCCCUCUGCAGCACUCCCUUUGUCACACUGUAGAGCCGGUGUAUCUCUGCUGUGCUCUGUGCUGUGCUCGGUUUGGGGUUUAGAGAGACCGAGCUGUAAGUAGGUCGGGCUGGGCUUAAGCGGCUUAGCUACGUCAGCCUAAGCUGGGAGGAAUUCAUCCAAAGCCCUCCGCGGUAGGCGGGGGCCUAAACGAGGCUGGCCUAGUUAAGCCUGAUUCUUAUUGUGUGCAGCACAGCCUGUUUUUGUUGUGCAACGUAGCUGAGAGGGAGUCCAGGAGUAGUGUGAGAAUCCAUGCACUUGUUAGACAUAGCCUAUGUUUGAUUUGGAGAGGAAGAAGACGAAGGGGGGAAAUGUGACAUGUCUCUGAGUUAGACCAGUGUUGGUGUGUCACCGUGGACCAGGAGAAGAGAGCGGCGGGGACUGAAAAAAAGACAGGUGGGAAGAGAGAGGAGCCCACACCACUGAGUGUGGUUACUAAAGGGUGACAGCCAUAGGCCAGACUUGGUCUGCGUGAGCCCAGUAUGCUAGAAGAUGGCAUCCAGCUCUGUGUUUUUGUCCAGUAUGGUGGGUAAAGCCCGCUCCUCCAACUUCACGCUCUCUGAGAAGCUGGACCUGUUGAAGCUGGUCCGGCCUCACAUCCGAAUCCUGGAGGAGCACACCAACAAGCACGCGGUCAUCGUGGACAAGAACAAGUGCUGGGACACUGUUGCUGAACAGUACAAUGCCCUGGGAGGAGACAGACCCCAUCGCACAGCUCAGGGCCUCCGGACCCUCUACAAGAGACUGAAGGAGUCAGCCAAGCAGGAAGUGAUGCAGAGGAGACACGCCCAGCCAGAGUACAGAGCAAGCAUCUCCGAGCCAACCAGGAGAAUUAUGGAGAUGAUCCCUCACCUGUUUCACCACGUGCCCAUCCACGAAAAGGACCAGGCGCUGCGCAGAUUAAUAUACAGCAAGCACAACUCUCCUAUCGAACAUCCUGGCAGCAGCUCAUCUCUGGCUGGACUUCAGGAUUACUCUGCAUCUGUCCCAAGUAUCCCCCAUGAGGUGGUCCAGCUGGACGCUGAACAGGAUGUAAAACCACCGCCAGACCUUCCCAUCCUCCCAGCGCACACAGGACCACGGCUGGAAGGAGGCCAGGAGCGAGAGGGAGAGCAGGACUUGGGCAGCAUCCAUGAUUAUGAAGCGUCGUUAUCUCCAGCUCCUUCCUCUGUUAACAUCCCUCUCUCCACCUCGCCGCUGCCCUUACGCCAUGAGCUCUACCCCAACGACAUCUACCCUCACCACGAGCCGGACAGGUUUCGGCCUCUGCAACUGGCCAAAGAGGAGCACGAGCUGGUGCUGGCCAAUCACAGGAAGGUGGCCCUGUACCUGGAGGAGAAGAGAGAGGGGCUGAAGAGGAAGCAGGAACUGGAGGAGGAACUGCUGCGAGCCAAGAUCAAAGUGGAGAAACUGAAGGCAACCCGACUGAGACACGGACUGCCCAUUUCUCUAUAACAAGUAUCAACAUGCACUUCUGUGGUCACUGUGAGAAAGGGAGGGGCUCUGAGUAGUACCGUUUUUAAAAAAAAAGGAAAAAAAGUGCUUUGGAGCAGUCACCAAUUUUGUUUUAUUUUGGUUGUGUGAGAUCAGUUUCAGGACUUGACUUUCUUUUGGAAACAUAGUGCCUCGUAUACACACAGAUAACCUGUUUACGUCCUGCAGGAUAAUUAGGAUAAUAACGCCUGCUGCCAUCCGUCUUUGUGCUUGUCUGUGUUAAAAAUGCAUCAUCGUGUCCAUGAGUACCAAAAGUGGGGACAAACAUCUAUGUAAUAAAACAAAGCUCACAUCAGUAACACUGUGACAGGCCAAUAUGUAUAAAAGUCCAAGUUUUGGAAGGGAAUAUUUGUAGUAUUGACUGAUAAUGUACCUCAGUGGUGCUCUUCCUGCCUACACCUACCACCAGUCUCUAAUUAAAGGAGUGCCAGCAAGGCAUUAAUGAUCUUUAUUGUCUAAGAUUGUUGGCAAAAUAUGAAUGUAAGAGUUAAAGCACUUGAUGUCAGUGUGAGCGACGUGUUGUUAUCUCUGUGUAAAGAACAUUUCCACCCAUUCUGGCAUCUGUAGAAAUCCACUUUCCACUAGAGGUUUUGGUUAUCAAAACAAUUUUUAUAGCCGCUUUUAUUCAUUCUGUAGACUUCGUACAAAAACCAUUCAUGUCGCCACAAGAAAGCACUCCAGUAGCAAAUUUUAGAGAUACCAGGACUGAAGCACAAGGUAAACUUUUGAAGGCCUUAAUCUGUUAUUGGGAUAACAAAAAUGUUCGAGUGAGUAAUUCUCGCUGGUUGCUGAACUGUUGACCGGCUGCGCGAACAAAAGAAGGGAGGGGCCCUGAUGGUUUUUGGCGUUACUGCUAUUUAUUGUGAGUUCAACAUUGAUUGUAUUGUACUGUUGUUAUACAAGUGUUGCCCAUUUCUCUUACUGUUUGUCUAUGCGUUCACGUGUUUGUAUUAAAAAGAAGAUCCAUUUUCCUCUGGUCCUCUGUUUAUUUCCAAGUCACGUGUUCCACUUUUAUAGGAAAUCAUCUUUAAUCUGUCUUGUAGAAGCUGAUGAAAGAUCAUAAGGUGACCGCAUCUGCUGACAUCUGCAUUGUUUCACGGUGCUAACUGUUUGAGCCUUGUACAUGUUGUAUUUUGUUUCCAUGAUAGGUGGAGCCAACAAUGGCGUGUAGAAGCCUUUAUGCUGAAAAGCUUGAUGCGACAGUGACCUCUGCUGGUCAAUUUCCUGUGUACAUCUGGUGGAUCUGACUUUGUUUUAUGUCUUUGUG
Molecule: messenger RNA, 6763 nt
Organism: Haplochromis burtoni (Burton's mouthbrooder)
Lineage: Eukaryota; Metazoa; Chordata; Actinopteri; Cichliformes; Cichlidae
Gene: fsbp
Product: fibrinogen silencer-binding protein
Exons: 2
Coding region: 4495-5457 (320 amino acids)
Source: RefSeq, a predicted model, not a curated record